AUGCAGAAUGUGGAGGGGCAGCUGGUGUUGUACAAUCUGUUAACCCAUAUAAAGAAGGAUGUUCUUCCAAUUCAUCGGAAUAGCCUUGCUGGGGAUAGCACUGAUAGGGAUAUUAGACUGUUACAAGUUUUUCCCAACGCGAGUUCGAUGAAGUGGGAAAGGAUGGAGUUGGACUUGAAGAAGUAUGAAUUUAAUUGGCUGGAGAUCACGCCUCAUGAAGUAGAGGUCACUAGUUCGUCUAAGGCAAAUAGUCCUAGAGCACACACCCGAAGAAGUUCUCCUUUGAGCUCUCCAUUUGGCAGUGGUGGCAGUUCACAGAAGGAUGGGGCUGAUCCCCUUCAUCUGCUUACUCCACAUGAAAGCCCUCCAAAAAUUGGUUUAGAGAAGGCAUUGUCAGACGUGCUAUUGUAUGCUGUGCCUCCCAAGGUUUUCUUUCCCUCAGAUUCUGCUUGUAGCUCAGUCCAUUCUCUGUCAUCAGGGGCCUCAGAUGGCGCAAAAAUGGUACAGGCAUGGAUGCUUUCAGAGUUAGUUUGUCAAGUGCUGUUAGCUCAUCAACCCAAGGCUCUGGUAACAAUGAUGGUGUGAUGCUUUAAGGGAUGUUUUUAUUUGGGGGGAAAGCACUGGCGAUGGCAUUCUAGGUGGAGGAAAAUACAUAGGGAUGAAGUUCUUCUGGCGUUAAGAUUGAUUCUUUAGUGCCUAGACCCAUGGAAUCUGCAGCAGUGCUUGAUGUUCAGAAUAUAUAUAGCUUGUGGUCGGCGACAUGCUGCUUUAGUAACCAAGCAAGGAGAGGUUUUCUCUUGGGGGGAGGAAUUGGGAGGCAGACAUGGACAUAAUAAAACCCACGUCCAUAUUUCUUAUCCUUUCUUGCACAGAGAACCUUUGUUGAUUGCUCUGAAACUCAUAUCCAUUUUCCUUACCACGCUAACUCAAAGAACAAGAUCUGGCGACUACAAUUUUAACUUGCAAAAAGUAAAGUAGAGA
Messenger RNA from Alnus glutinosa, 981 nucleotides. RefSeq lists its product as uncharacterized. The record is from RefSeq and is a predicted model, not a curated record. The coding region runs from base 1 to 585 and encodes 194 amino acids. NCBI's taxonomy places the organism in Eukaryota, Viridiplantae, Streptophyta, Magnoliopsida, Fagales, Betulaceae. The transcript has 3 exons.